UUUUAAAUAAAAUUUUUAAAGUAUCUAAAAAUUGUUUAUUUUUUAACAUUUGGAGAUUUUGAAUUUCUCUAUAAUAGAGGCAAAGCCCUCUUUCAAAAAGGAUCCUAUUAGUAACUGCUAUUUUGUUACCAAAAGCUACAUUGUUAUUGCUAUUUUUCUUAUAUCUUGGUCUUCCAGUGAUAGCAUUUAUUUUGACAAGUUUGUGAUUGAAGUCAUAAAAUGGAGACAUAGGGAUUAAAUUAAGACUUGAAUAUUUUCACGAGUUUGGAUAAAUUAUAGGGAGGCAACAAUAUGGAAAUCCAUGAUUUUUAUUAGAAAUCAAGUUACAUGGGAAACAUAAUAAAAUUUGAACCCCAACUUAAAAAAAAAAAAAAAGUCGCACUUAUGUAAUAUUAAGGGUGAUUAGUUUUGAUUCAGGCAAAAAAAGAAAAAAUAGUUUUCGAUUAAAUUUUCAAAGAUUUGGCCAAAAAAAAAAAUUAAAUUUUCAAAGAGGGAAAGGGAAUUAUGUAAUCAAUUCAUGCAAGCUUUAAAAAGUUGAAUGAAAAUCUUUAAACACUUGUUUUGGCAUUGCAUACUUCCAUGGGUAACUAUUGGGACUUCCAAUUAAACACUCAAUUUUAACUACACUAAUAUUCUAGCAAAAGAGGAAAGAACCUAUACUAAUACUAACAAGUUAAAAAGAAAAUGGGAUGGGAAAAUGAGGAGGCAGCCAUGUUAAGGAAAAAAGUAUUUAAAUCGCCGCUUAUUCAUAAGUAUUCCGUGCGCCAGAUCGAAAGAAAUGGCCCAUCCCCACCCCUUGGAAGUGAAAAAUAUAAAUAGCGAUAUAGACGUUAGAGUUGUAACGGCUACAUUUUGGUUCUGAACUUCAAAACUCGUCACAAUUCCACUCGCAUUUUCUUUCAUCUCCAAGUUUCAUCUAUUUCCUUCUUUCUUUUCUUCCUUUCUUCCAGCUGUUUCUGAAAUCUGUCGCCGUCUCGUCGUCCAAGCUGACGUUCUCCUACUCUCUCGUUCUUUCCCUCCCGUGAAUUAUAGAUCUAAGUCUAAAGAUUCAAUCUUUAAUUUCGUUUUCUUUCAGUUAAAACGAGAGGAAAAAACUUCGUUUUCUGUCGGGUGAUUCUUCAGAUUCAUGGCUCCUACGCCUUCUUCCAAGCCUAAUCACCCAACCCAGUCAAAAACCCCUCAAUCCAGACAUCGUCUGAAUUUCAAUGGUGUGAAAGCACAUCCAACUCCGAAUCCGAACUUGGCUGCCAAGGAGGCCCCUUCAGAGCACCCAGUCGAGGUUAUAGCGAGAAUCCGUGACUACCCAGAUCGAAAAGACAAGCCUUCAUCAGUUUUGCAGAUCAAUUCGAACUCGCAAUCGAUCCGUGUUAGGGCUGAUUUUGGGUACAGAGAUUUCACCCUUGAUGGAGUUUCUUUGUCUGAAGAAGAGGACCUUGUUGAUUUUUACAAGAAGUUUGUGGAAUCGAGGAUCAAGGCAGUUAAGUUGGGUGAGAAGUGUACUAUAAUGAUGUAUGGACCCACGGGUUCUGGAAAGAGUCACACCAUGUUCGGAUGUUCAAAGCAGGCAGGUAUUGUCUAUCGGUCUCUGAGGGACAUUCUUGGAGAUGGAGACGAAGGCUGUGAUUCUAAGGGAGGGGAAAAUCCUUGCCUUGGAAAUUUUGUUCAAGUCACUGUUUUAGAGAUUUAUAACGAGGAUAUUUAUGAUCUCUUGUCCACAAAUGGAGGAGGAGGAUUUGCAGGACUGGGCUGGCCUAAAGGCAAUGCUUCCAAGGUGAAACUUGAAGUAAUGGGAAAAAAGGCAAAGAAUGCAACCUAUAUAUCUGGAACUGAAGCAGGAAAAAUUUCAAAAGAAAUUCAGAAGGUAGAGAAGCGCAGGAUUGUUAAAAGCACUCUUUGUAAUGAAAGGAGUUCUCGAAGCCACUGCAUGAUAAUCCUCGAUGUCCCAACAGUGGGAGGGAGGUUAAUGCUUGUAGAUAUGGCAGGAUCUGAGAAUAUUGAGCAAGCUGGUCAAACUGGAUUUGAAGCCAAAAUGCAGACAGCAAAGAUCAAUCAAGGUAAUAUAGCCCUGAAGAGGGUGGUUGAAUCUAUUGCCAAUGGUGAUUCACACGUUCCUUUCAGAGACAGCAAACUUACCAUGCUUCUGCAGGAUUCCUUUGAGGAUGACAAGUCAAAAAUUCUGAUGAUACUAUGUGCAAGUCCCGAUCCCAAGGAGAUCCACAAGACCAUCUCUACUCUUGAAUAUGGAGCAAAAGCAAAAUGCAUUGUUCGUGGCCCUCUCACCCCGGUUAAGGAUGAAGAAUCUUCUGCUGUCAUCUUGGGGUCCAGAAUUGCUGCAAUGGACGAAUUUAUCAUGAAGCUGCAAAUGGAAAACAAGGCCAGAGAAAAAGAGCGAAACGAGGCACACAAAAAGCUUAUGAAGAAAGAAGAGGAGGUUGCUUCACUGAGAGCCAAGCUAGAGCUCAUGGGAGGCAAAGAAAAUGCUCCUAGUGAAGAAGAGAUUAACAUGAAGGUAUUUGAACGAACUCAGCUUGUGAAACAAGAGUUGGAGAAGAAGUUGGAGGAGUGCCAACGAAUGGCCAACGAGUUUGUGGAAUUGGAGAGGAGGAGAAUGGAAGAGAGGAUAUUACAGCAACAGGAGGAAGUUGAACUUUUGAGGAAGAGACUAGAAGAAAUCGAGCUUCAACUGCGUUGUUCAAGGGAAGGAGGAGGCUAUAGCGAGGAAAAUGAGUCCAAAGAGAUGGAAUCAAGUGGGUUCGCCAAGAGGCUAAUGCGUAUAUACAAGAGCGAGGAGGACCCUGGGAUGGUUAAAUCCAUGGAUUUGGACAUGGAUGAUCAAGAACCUCUGGUUAUGUGCAGGGUUGAUAAUAACAGUACGAGCCAAAACUUCCCUUCAAGUCAACCCUUGAAUUCUUUAAAUGGAGUGUUAGAAUCUGAUGUUUUGGCACCAAGAUAUGGUCUCAGCACAGUUUAUGAAGAUGAGGAAGAAGAAGAAGAGAAGGAUCAGGAAGAGAAGGGGGAAGAUGAGGAAGUGGAGAAAGAAAUAAUAGAGGAGAAGAGGGUAUGCUCUGUUCAGAAUUUCGAGCUCAAAGCAUCAAACUUGCCUAGAAGAAGUCCGAAACAAGAAGAUGAUCGUUGUUUCAAACGCAAUCCAGAGGAGGACAAAGACUUUAGACUGCUGAGAAUUCAGAAUAUAUUUACUCUCUGUGGGAACCAAAGAGAGCUCUCUCAGAAUACGGGAACUCCACUUCCUUCUUCAAAGAAGUCAAGUGAUUUCAAGAUAUCCCCAGUGGCAAAGUCAAGCGAGAAGGAUUCCGUCUUCAAAAUCUCCGACAAGGAAAACAUGGAACCUCAGUUUGUUGUGGGAAAUUAGUAAGCUGUUGGACAGAGAAAAAGCUGUACGAUAUAGGAUGAAUGAUGUGUGCGAGUUGUGUACAGAGAAACAUGCUAGUGUUUCCUGCUUUGUGUGUCAUUUUACGGUUGAUAUUUUGAAAUGGAUAUAUGUGCUCUGUUCAUUCA
Prosopis cineraria is the source of this 3516-nucleotide messenger RNA. Its product is annotated as kinesin-like protein KIN-10A. The transcript is spliced from 5 exons. NCBI's taxonomy places the organism in Eukaryota, Viridiplantae, Streptophyta, Magnoliopsida, Fabales, Fabaceae. The coding region runs from base 1127 to 3370 and encodes 747 amino acids. Gene Ontology annotation, cellular component: kinesin complex; microtubule. The record is from RefSeq and is a predicted model, not a curated record. Gene Ontology annotation, molecular function: microtubule binding; microtubule motor activity; ATP binding. Gene Ontology annotation, biological process: microtubule-based movement.